This is a messenger RNA of Closterium sp. NIES-65, 2052 nucleotides long. The record is from the annotation of a GenBank genome assembly. Lineage: Eukaryota; Viridiplantae; Streptophyta; Zygnematophyceae; Desmidiales; Closteriaceae.
AUGCACCAAAAUGCAGCAUGGUGCUGGGAAUGGUGGUGGGAAGCAGCAUAUUCGCCAUGCCAGCCUUGCCCUGCAGUGUGGUGUGCAAACGCCCAUGCCUCUCUGCCUCUCUGUGUGCAUCAUGUGUUGCUCUGUCUCAAGGAGCAUGGUGCUGGGAGUGGUGGUGGGCAGCCAGCGGCAUAUUCGCCACGCCAGGCGUCGUGCUCGUGGAUUCCGGAGGGAUCUCCUCUCACACCCCCCAUCCCCUCAUUCCGCCCAUCCCCUCUCCUCCCCUCAAUCUUCCCCCCUGAUGCGGCAGCAAUGGUGCUGGGAGUGGUGGUGGGCAGCGGCAUAUUCGCCACGCCAGGCGUCCAUGGUGCUGGGAGUGGUGGUGGGCAGCGGCAUAUUCGCCACGCCAGGCGUCGUGCUGCUGGCAUGGUGCUGGGAGUGGUGGUGGGCAGCGGCAUAUUCGCCACGCCAGGCGUCGUCCUGCUGGACGCGAGCGGGUCGCCGCUGCUGGCGCUGCUGCUGUGGCUGCUGGCGGGGGUGGUGGGGUACGCCUGCUGCGAGGUGUAUGCGGAGCUCGGGAGUUUCAUCCCACACGCAGGCGGCGAUGGGGAGUACUUGCAGGUGUAUGCGGAGCUGGGGAGUUUCAUCCCUCAUGCAGGCGGUGAUGGGGAGUACUUGCAGGUGGCGUUUGGAGAGCUCGCGUCGUUUGUCUUCAUGUGGAUGUUCUUCUUUGUCUCUACCGGCGGGGCCCUCUCCAUUCUUGUUGUCACGUUCGCCCGAUACGCUGUCGCUCUGGUGAGGGGAGUGCUCGUGGGGGGUGGUGCUCGUGGGGGGUGGGUGGUGCUCGUGGGGGUCGUUUUUGAGGCGCCUCAAAAGCGACCUCGAUACGCUAUCGCUCUGGUGAGGGGAGUGCCCGUGGGGGGUGGUGCUCGUGGGGGGUGGUGCUCGUGGGGGGUGGUGCUCGUGGGGGGAGUGCUUGUGGGGGGUGGUGCUCGUGGGGGGAGGAGGGCGAAGACGUCUCAAUAUUCAUCUUGUGGUCUCCGAUUUUCCCUCCUCUUGCUGCUCUCCUCCCAUUUCUCCUGCCAGCUACCAGGGGCAGCAGCAGGGGGCGAGGAGGAGAUGGAAGUGAUGGUGAUGGUGGUGGGAGGGGGAUGCGUGCUGCUGCUUACUCUUGUCAACUGCUGUGGCGUGGAGGCAGGCACGUGGCUACAGAACCUCCUAUCGCUCUCCAAGGCGCUCCUCAUCGCCAUCAUCCUCGCAGCCGCCCCGGCCUUCAUGCUGCUGCAAGGCCCGGCCACUGCCACCGCCAACCUCCUUCAGCCGCUCCCUCCGCUUGACUCGCUUGACCUCAGCCGACUGGGCGCUGGGCUCGUGGCGGCUAUAUGGGCCUUUGACGGAUGGAACUGCCUGGGCUUUCUAUCAGAGGAGCUCAAGAACCCAAAGAGGGACCUGCCUCGCUCGCUCUCCAUCGGCAUGCUCAUUGCGGUCGUCAUCUGUCUGUCUGCCAACGUGGCAUAUCUCUGCAUCCUUCCCGCUCAAGCCAUUGGGAUAUCUCAGGUGGUGGCGGUGGAUUCAGUGGCGCUCGUGUUCGGCCCCGUAGUGGGAAGGCUGGUGGCGCUGCUGGUGGCGUUCAAUGUGCUGGGCUCGGCUAAUGGCACUCUGCUGUGCAACGCACGAUACUUUUACGCCAUGGCAAGGGAGGGUCGUCUGCCUCGCUUCUUUGGGGCUGUAACCAAGUCCGGUGCUCCCUACGCUGCUCUCUGCCUCAUAGGUGGCUGGACCAUGGUGCUGCUCUUCUUUGCAGCCAAUCAGCUUGAGAAGCUUCUAGACUAUUUCGGCAUCGCAACGUGGAUAUUCUAUGGGGCGGUGGCAGCAGCUCUCUUCAAGCUCCGAUGGGCCUUCCCCAACGGCCCAAGGCCGUAUGAGGCUCGUUUCUACCCGCUCCCUCCCGUGAUUGCGCUCGUCGCUGCCGUAUUUCUUGUAAUAACCUUUAUUGGCGUGUGGCUGGCGCAUACCAUGGUUGCUGUACAUUAUCAAACUCGGUUGCGGGCUAGACCACACUAG